Penaeus indicus is the source of this 812-nucleotide messenger RNA. RefSeq names its product methionine-rich protein-like. The record is from RefSeq and is a predicted model, not a curated record. NCBI's taxonomy places the organism in Eukaryota, Metazoa, Arthropoda, Malacostraca, Decapoda, Penaeidae. Bases 1 to 747 code for a protein of 248 amino acids. Gene Ontology annotation, cellular component: extracellular region. The transcript is spliced from 4 exons. Gene Ontology annotation, molecular function: peptidase inhibitor activity.
AUGAGCAGAGCUUCACUCUCAGCUUAUAUGGCAUAUUCUGAAUUAUCAUUUUCUAACAAAAAGAAAAUUCUCGCCUUGAAAGACUUCAGAGUCUCUAUUUAUGAUGUUGCUCUGAGGAACCCGCUCAGUUUGUUGUCAGGUCUCGGGCUUAUUCUGUGCUGUGUCCUGGCGGUGGUGUCAGCCAAUGACAAGGGAAAUCAACAGGGAGACAAGAGAUUCCUUCAAGGAGGAGUUGCCGGAGGUUUUCAUGGCGGAGUCCCUGGGGGAGUUUCCGGAGGCUUUCCUGGCGGUUUCCCAGGAGGGCAAGUAGGCGGUUUCCCUGGCGGUUUCCCCGGAGGGCAAGUAGGCGGUUUCCCUGGCGGUUUCCCCGGAGGGCAAGUAGGCGGUUUCCCUGGCAGUUUCCCCGGAGGACAAGUAGGCGGUUUCCCUGGAGGGCAACCAGGCGGCUUCCCUGGCGGUUUCCCUAGCGCUACGGCCCCACCCGCCACCUGUAGGCGCUGGUGCCGAACUCCAGAACGGCAAGCUUACUGCUGCGAAACGGCGUUUGAACCUGAGGCGCCCGUGGGCACCAAGCCGCUUAACUGCCCACAAGUCCGUCCCACCUGCCCACCAGUACGUUUCGGUGUACAAGCACCUGUAACUUGCUCCAGCGACUACAAGUGCGGCGGUGUUGACAAGUGCUGCUACGACAGGUGCCUGCAGGAACACGUAUGCAAGCCACCUUCCUUCUAUAACCAAUUCGGUUGAUAAGGAAAAUUCAACAUACUUAUUGAUUCAUGUAGUGCCCAUGAUUAAUAAAUGAUUUUCUAAAA